UGUUGAUUCAGCAAAGCAAAUGUUGAGAGUGGGCAAUGCGCAGUAGUCUAUUAUAUAUUCUGCACUCUUUCUCAUUCGGUCUACUGAAUACUGAUUAUCUCUCUUCAACAUAUUUGCCUCUACCAGCUGUUAUCUACCAUGGGAGACCGAGAAGACAUGCUAGCCCAGAUGAAGGUGCACAAUGACAAGUUUAUGGUAGCUUUUGCAAACAAUGAUCCUGAUUCAAUUGGACCACUCUACACCACUGACUGCAAAGUAAUGCCUUCUGGGCAAGAUGUCAUUGAAGGAAGAGAAGGUUGUGUUGGAUACUUUGGCUCUCUGAUGAAGGAUUUGGGUGUGCGCAAGUGUGUUGUAAUUGUUGAUGAAGUCGGCCCCUGUGGGGAAACUGCAUACGAGAGGACUCACUUCCAGAUGUACAAGAGUGAUGGAUCUCAAGUUGUUGAUGGAAAGUAUGUUGUAAUUUGGAAGAAGGUUGAAGGAAAAUGGAUGUACUACAUUGACAUCAUGAACUCCAACAACUGAUAAGCUACGUACUGUCAAGAGAAUGUACAGUGUGUACUGUGGCUAUACUGUAUAGUGGCUAUUAUUAAUGAAAUUUGAUCAUACUUGUUCUCAUGUUACAUUACAUAAUUAUAUAGAAAAUUUAUUAAUCAGUUAAA
Molecule: messenger RNA, 659 nt
Organism: Halichondria panicea
Lineage: Eukaryota; Metazoa; Porifera; Demospongiae; Suberitida; Halichondriidae
Exons: 4
Coding region: 139-522 (127 amino acids)
Source: RefSeq, a predicted model, not a curated record